AUGAAGCUGCUUGCAAUGACUGUGCUGCUCCUCACCAUCUGCAGCCUUGAAGGGGCCUUGGUUCGGAGACAGGCGGAGGAGCCAACUCUGCAGAGCCUGUUUUCUCAGUACCUCCAGACCGUGAGCGAGUAUGGCAAGGACCUGGUAGAGAAGACCAAGGCUUCAGAUCUUCAGGCCCAGGCCAAGGCUUACUUUGAGAAGACACAGGAGCAGCUGACACCCCUGGUCAAGAAGGCAGGAACAGAUCUGCUUAACUUCUUCAACAAAUUCAUGGAUCUCAAAACACAGCCUGCUGCCAAGUGAGGUGUCCAGACCUUUGUCUUUCAUCCUCAUCUGGCCCCUAAAACACUCA
Messenger RNA from Trichechus manatus latirostris (Florida manatee), 352 nucleotides. RefSeq names its product apolipoprotein A2 (gene APOA2). The record is from RefSeq and is a predicted model, not a curated record. The transcript is spliced from 3 exons. NCBI's taxonomy places the organism in Eukaryota, Metazoa, Chordata, Mammalia, Sirenia, Trichechidae. Bases 1 to 303 code for a protein of 100 amino acids. Gene Ontology annotation, molecular function: apolipoprotein receptor binding; high-density lipoprotein particle binding; lipase inhibitor activity. Gene Ontology annotation, cellular component: very-low-density lipoprotein particle; chylomicron; spherical high-density lipoprotein particle. Gene Ontology annotation, biological process: negative regulation of lipase activity; high-density lipoprotein particle remodeling; triglyceride-rich lipoprotein particle remodeling.